Onychostruthus taczanowskii (white-rumped snowfinch) is the source of this 5921-nucleotide messenger RNA. RefSeq names its product thiosulfate sulfurtransferase like domain containing 2 (gene TSTD2). The transcript has 9 exons. The record is from RefSeq and is a predicted model, not a curated record. NCBI's taxonomy places the organism in Eukaryota, Metazoa, Chordata, Aves, Passeriformes, Passeridae. The coding region runs from base 1 to 1674 and encodes 557 amino acids.
AUGGCAAGGAGCAGAGGAGAGGAGCAGCCGGGAGGAGCGGUGCGGAGCGCUGAGGAGCUGCGAGAAGCACUGGGCCGAGACUCCUCGCGCGGGCCGACUAAGCGCUCUGCUUCCCCGCCCUCGGCCGCGCUGUUUCCGGGGCGGGCACGGCCUCUCCAGCCCACUUUCCAGUGGAACACGAGCUCUUCCGGGGCAGGCACCAAGAGAGGGGGAGGAGGAGAGCGGGCGCUUCCCGGCGGAGAGGCGGAGAUGGUGCCGGGCGAGGCGGCGCCGCCCGGGCCGGGCUCGCCGCGGGGCAGCGCCGAGGGUGCCGCGGCGGGUAGGAAGCAGCGCGCGGCCGCCCGCAGGAAGGCCUUUUCCCUGUUCGUCAAAGCCAAGGAGGUGCCGGCCGCGUCGCGGGGUCCCGGCGGCGGAGAGGGCGUGCGGUGGCGGUGCUGCCGGCAGGCGUUCGAGGAGCUGCCCGGCAUCCACAGGCACGUGGCUCUGCACCACUCCGGAGACGUCGGGCGGCAGGCGGGGCUCGGAGCGGGGCCGGCUGAGGCCGCAGGCAGCCCCGCGGGCGGCCCGGCGCCGGCGGGUAGCGCGGCCCGGCCGAGCCCGGAGAUCUCCUGGGCGCUCCCGGACACAAGCCACGUCAGCCGUGAUGAUCUGACAAGCCAGGUGGGAGAUGUACUUCUCUAUUACUGUUACUGUGAGGUGAGGGAUCCGGAGAAACUCUGUGCUUGGCAAAAGGCUUUGUGUCAGCAUCUGCAUCUCACUGGCAAGGUACGAGUUGCUUCAGAAGGGAUUAAUGGGACAGUUGGUGGAAGCAAAGUAGCUACCAGUCUCUACAUUAAAGUUAUGCUUUCCCAGCCUCUGUUCAAAAACAUUUUGUGUCAAGAGGAUUUCAAGAGCAGUGCAGGAGGAGCUCAUUGUUUCCCAGAUCUUCGAGUUGGAGUAUUCAAAGAAAUUGUACCUAUGGGCAUUGAUCCAAAGAUACUGUCUUAUAAGGAAACUGGAAUCCAUUUAUCCCCUCAGGAAUUUCAUAGAGAAGUAGAACAGUAUUUGUCUCAGGCCACUCAAGGACAAAGCGAUACCAUCUUGCUGGACUGUAGGAACUUCUAUGAAAGUAAAAUAGGACAUUUCCAGGGCUGUCUGGCUCCAGAUAUCAGGAAGUUCAGCUAUUUUCCAAUCUACGUAGAUGAAAACCUGGAGCUUUUUAAAGACAAGCGUGUCCUAAUGUACUGCACAGGAGGGAUUCGUUGUGAAAGAGGCUCUGCUUAUCUCAGGAGCAAGGCAGUGUGCAGAGAGGUUUACCAGCUAAAAGGUGGAAUUCACAAGUACCUAGAAGAGUUUCCAGAUGGAUUCUACAGGGGGAAGCUGUUUGUAUUUGAUGAUCGUUACGCCAUUUGUUCCAAUGAAGAUAUCAUCUCAGCAUGCCGAUACUGUGGGGUGCUGUGGGACCAAUAUAAACUUUGUUCCAGUCAGCACUGCCGGCAGCUUGUCCUGACAUGUCCAAGUUGUUGCAACAAAGGUCUUACAGCUUGCUGUCCUGUUUGUCAAGAGAAGGAGCUCAAGGUAACUUCAAGGGCUUCAGGACAGAUACUUAAGGAGGAAUGUGAAUGUACAAGGAGACGGCCAAGGGUACCAAUUGAACAUGUUCCAUCAAGGAUGCUGGACACAGGAAAAGAUUAAGCUGUUUCAUUGGUUAAUCUGGCAUGUGCUCAUGUAAAGGGCUUCUGUAACCAGAUCUCUAUCUGUUAAUCAGUUAGGUUUGGAAAUUAUGAAAAUGUGUCGGCUUGGAAAGUUUUGUUCAUAUGCUGCCUUUAAACAUAGAAUAUGCCCUGAAAACCAUCCAUUACUUGCCUGUAAAUUACCAGAGUGCCCGAUUCAUCACUAGCACUACAGGACUCCUCUCUCUGGGUGCAGUCUUGUAGUGUGGCCUUUAUCAUGGGGAUUUUGGAGCAGAGUAUCUGCAGUGUGACAGAGCUGCUCACAAUUCAAAAGAAACUGAAGGAAUUCAAGAACAAUUCCAUUUUUUUCUUCCUGCAUGGAGAUCAACCUUUCUGACCUCUCCAAGGAUCAUGCAUCUGCUUCAAUAGCUUGUAGUAAGGUGUGCAAACAGCAGGUUUAUCAGUUUGGUGUGGGUAUGUGACCAAAUUAGAUCCUGAAGAUAUAUUCCACAUGCAUGCCAUCAACCUGCAUCUCUUGCUUUAUAGCAGUGAGAAGCAAGGUGAUGUUACCUGAAAUUACUGGCUUAACUCCUGUAAAACUGGCUGAAAGCAGCAUAAGGAACUGGAGCAAAGGCCCGGAGACACUGUUUGCCUAGCCAUACUUGUGUGAUGUGUAGGAUGAACAGCAAAUCCAAUCUUCUCUCCAGUGCUCAGUCUCCCUGGGAACUGUUAUUUCUCCUCAGCUUGUCAGUGUAUGAAAUAGGCAGGGCUCAGCUCUGCUUGCACUAAAAAAAACUAACAGCUUGAACCAUGUUAAAACAAGCACACAAAGAGGGGAGCACAGAGACUGUCAAAAUACCAGCAUCAUGGCACUGGAAGUGAUGCAUGUGUGCAUAAAUAUCAGCAACAGCUAUGAGGAGACGUCAAGAUCCUUUAUCCAGGUUAAAUAAUUCAAGAUCUGGGAAGCAUUUGUGCUUUUUAAACAUGAGUUGAGUUUUUUAAAAACUGAAGAUGUUUAUGCAAUUUCCAGCACUUGUUAGUGGAGGAAUUGUCUUUGAAGGGAUCUACUGCAAGUGAGCUUAAAAUACUGCUCCACGUGCUGUAUUGUGUGCCUGAUGCUGUCGAAUGUACAGAAAGGAUUUAUUAAUAGCGCGGAAGAUGUGUCUUGACUGAAAAAUGUCUUUGAAAUUUACUGUCAUUCUGGGAACUAAACAGUGAGUCAUUAGGACAUCAAAGUCACUAGGUUUGGGGUUUUUUACUGGCAAAUGCUUUUAAAGGCGAGAAAAUAGUUUCUUAAGUUUCUGCAGUUGCUUAAUGACAGGGCCAUUUUAUUUGCAUAUGGAUUGUACCUUUCUCCCAUGGUGCUAUUAAUUCAGCAAGGCCUCACUGUUAGCUUGACUAGCAAGUUAAAUACAUGGGCAUUGGUUCCAUUAAAGCCAUGACAAACAUUUCUUCUUGCUUCCAGUAUUGCUACCAUGAAAUCAACGGUUCACCAGCUGUCCUCACGACAAUUCCAUUAACAAGGCAAAACCCUGGAGCUUAGGAGUGUUUCCUUUGGGAAUCUUUCUAGGAUAGUAUUUAAUAGUAAAUCUGUGAACAACCCACCCUUGAGAAGAAAUUAGAAAAUUCCCAUCAGUAGGCACCUUAAGCAGGAGUCUGAGCAGUGCCAGUGUCUCCCUGGCUUCCCGGUCCCCGCUGGCUGGUUAACCUCUGUGGUUUUGAGGACUGGAGUAUUUGUGAAGAAACAUGCAAGUUCUACUUGCAAGUCUGGUCUAAAGCACUGAUGGGGAGUGCCCCAUGAUCUUCCUGUGUUAGGCUAAAAAGAACACAAUUUUGUAAUUCAGUCUAUCAGCAGGUCUGGAACACUGUAAUCAAUUUGUAAUGCUGUUUCUGUAUCACUUAUCAGUACAGGAUGGCAACAGCUUUAUUUUAUAUGUAAAUUUCUGAAACAUCUAUGAUAAAUAACCUUUAGUGCUUCCAUUAUAAUUUUUUAAGUACUGCACAAAUACACUUCACAAACUAUGGUGGAGGUGCUUAAUUCUGCAGAGAUAAACACUGAAAGUAGCUAGUCUGACACAUGGUAGACCUGGCUACAAGGUACAAUUCUGAGAGCUCCUCACAGCUGGAGAUUCUACCUCAAAGGCAGAGGGGAGCCAUGAGGCCUCUCCUGGUCCUUGCUGCAAUAAGGUAAGGGAGGAGAAGGAUUUGAGAUGUACAGAUGGAGUCCCAAAAAGCCAUGUUCUCUCUGCUGCAGGGAGCAGAGAAGAGGAUAAGAGACCGUUUUAGCCUGUUUUUUGCAAGUUAGCCCAUAAAGGGCUCUCUGUCCUGUUUUCUGGGUUUGUUUUGUCAGAUUAAUACAAAUAAGGACUUGCCAUGUGAAAAGCUAUGUGGUGGCAUCCAGGCAUCUCAGUGGUAAUGCCUGAGAGAAGGCACAUGUGCUCCAGGAGAGGGAAGAAUUUUCAGCUGGAUGGGCUGCAGUCACCAGAUGGCUUUUCCUCCCUUUUCCCUGGGAGCUGCUGGGCCAGAUUUGCAAACAAGGAUACAUUUGCUCCUAAGUAUCACCAUUUUGUAGCUCCAUUGCUGCGCAGCUUAUAGCCUUUCACCACACAGCCUGAUGCUUCAGCACUGCCUGUCUCUGCUGCACCACCCUCAGCUGUCAGAUGCAUCCUGCAGCAAAACAGCUCUGUGAGGAUCAGCCAGGGAACCUGGGAUGAUCCUGACAGCUUCAUAUACCUUUGGGCUGCAAGGUUAAUGUGGAUGCUGCUACAGUGAAACACAGGACAAAGUUCUUAUCUUUUUUUUUUUUUUUUUUUUUUUUUUUUUUUUUUUUUUUUUUUUUUUUUUGUUAAGGGCUGUAGUAGUAUGCUUGUGGUAGUGCUCCCUGGUCUGCAGAUGCAUCUCCGUGCAUGUCUGUGCUUCUUAGUACCACCAGGUCUUUCCAAGAUAAGAGUCAUUUACCUUCUGAAACCAAGGGAAGAGCUGAGCCUGUGUCAUGCAAAUCUAUGAGUAGAUGGCUCAGCUGAAAGUGAGCCAUCAGAGCUCUAAUUUGAUGAUUCAGUUGGCCAUUUCAAAGUCUUCACAGUGCACAUAGAAGGAAGUACUUUUUAAAGUCUGCCAGUUUUUUCAUUUUAAUAUGUUUUCAAGUAUUUUUAUUCCACAUUCAUUUUCUCAUACAGAACUUGCACAGUGGAGGAAACAAGCUAUGGUGAAGCAUUUUAUAUGACACAUUUAUUAAGAUUUGGAGAGCAACAAGUAUGUUUCCCACAUUGCUGAAUAGUGUUCUCUGCUUCGCUGGUCAGAGCUAAAUCAUCAGCAGUGUUUGUUCACAAUCUCUGGAGAAAUCUCUGGGACUUUUGCCAGAAUAUAUGUAAAAGGCUGAAAAACUUCACUCUCUAACAGACAUUUAGAGGUAGACUUCUAUCAAGAGAGAACAUUUUCUAGGAUGUGUCUUCUGCCCAAGAUUAAGGUUUCAGUACAGCAAUGCUUUUUCCAUGGAGACUUCUUACUGAGCAGGAUCCCACCCACAUUAACAGUGGGAGUUUUGGAUGUGCUGGGUCCAGUCUACUGCAGGUCUGGGAGACCCACAAGCCUGUGGGGAAUUCCUCCCAGGUUAGAUGAUGAGUGUACACUGACAAAAAGCUGUGAGAUCAUACGUAGUGUAAGUUCAGAUUUGGGGUAUUUCACUUCACAGCUUUAGGGCACAACAUUUAUUCUUGCAUUUAUGUGGACAUAAGGGACAGCAGUAAUUCCUAGCAGAACAAAAUUUAGUUAAUGGACAUGGUCAUCUAGACAAAACAGCAAAGGGAGAGAAUUUGACCUGUCCGCAGUGAAUAUCUGGACAAACGCUUUUAACACUAGGAAACUGAAGGAGUCGGGAGUAGAAGAGAAGGUUCUCAUUUGCUGAUUAGUUUGGCCAUCUCUGGGGAUUAGGGUUUGCAUCACACCUCUAAGAAUGACUGCUUCCUUCACAUGUGCAUGGGAUUGAAGGAUAUUCACCCAUCUAAACCACUUGAUUUUUGAGACUGUUUUAUAUUUGGUGGCCUUAAAUUCCAUUUAAUGGGGAGUGGAGAUCAGUUUUUUGUAAGAAACACUGGGAUGCAUUGGACACAACAUCUCAAAUGAUUCAGCAAAUGUUGACAAAAAAUUGUAACUCACAAUUCUUGAAAUUAGCCAUGUUUCCAGAUGUUAGAAGUGCUUGUUAAGUGCUAGUUACUCCUCUGUAGUUACUUGAGAUCAACUUUGAAAAAUAAAGUAUUUUUUUAAUACUUU